AUCUUUCUUUUAGUUUUUUGACUGAUUUUGAACAGUUAAAUCUCCGUACUGUAGGAGGCGCUAACGCGUCAAACCUACCGGAUGUGACGUCAACACGCGGCGGAUCUUCAGGCUGACAACAAACAGAAGUUUAUCGUGUAAUAUAUUUCUCUCUCCCAGCGGUUUAUUUCAUCAGACAGAAUCAUGUCUGGAGAUCUGGAUCUGUCUCCACCGGAAGUUCCUGAGCCCACACUCCUCGAGAGUCUUCUGCGUUACGGUCUCUUCUUAGGGGCCAUUUUUCAACUCAUCUGUAUUUUAGCCAUAAUAAUACCCACAUCCAAGAGCCACGAGCAGGUAGAGACUCCAGCGCCGGUUGAUACACGAGGUUUUGAGCAGAACAAGAAGCCAAAGGCACCCCUUCAACAAAUCCGACAGAAACUGAAAAAAGAGAGCAAGAAGAAGCGCUAGAAACAGAGUGAAUGAAUGUGUGGAUGAGAUUAAAGGUUCAGUGUUCAUGGAUUUGAUUUGAUGCUGUAUGUGCUUUCUUCACUGAGCUCUACCAACACUGUGAGUUCAGAUUCAGGCUGAAUUUUUCUUUUGCCUUCUCAACUGAACAGUGUUUUUAUAUCUAUCUUUGUUAAUAACAUUUUGUGGUUGGUUUAUUGUUAUUUUAAGUACAUAAAUAAACAGAAAACUGAA
Messenger RNA from Triplophysa dalaica, 678 nucleotides. RefSeq names its product mannosidase beta like (gene manbal). The coding region runs from base 184 to 447 and encodes 87 amino acids. The record is from RefSeq and is a predicted model, not a curated record. Gene Ontology annotation, cellular component: membrane. The transcript has 3 exons. NCBI's taxonomy places the organism in Eukaryota, Metazoa, Chordata, Actinopteri, Cypriniformes, Nemacheilidae.